AAAGCCACGUGGGUGAAAUUGAUCAAGAUGGCUAUGUUUUCUGACGACUUAUUCAACGUUUUUGAGGAGACAUCAGAGCCCAAGGAGCCUAAAAUUAAGAAGAGAUCAAGAGGAGACAAUGUGAAGAGCGGUGAUACUAGCAAGAAGGCUAAAGUGAUGGAGGGCAGUGAAGCUGGCCCCUCAAAUGCUUCUGCCGAUGAUGUGAUCGAGGAUUCACAAGAGGAAGAAAUGUUGGAUGCACUCCCUGUACCCCAGAAGAAGGCCCCCUUGUUCUCAGAGCAGGCUCAGAUAGUCACCGUGGACACCCUAGAAGGACUGCUCUGUACACAUCAGGUUGCUGUGCCUCCCAUUUAUGAAUACCAGCCAUUGAAACCAAUGUCUGCCACUCCAGCAAAGGAGUACCCGUUCGUACUGGAUCCAUUCCAGAAGGAGGCGCUGCGAUGCAUCGAGAACUACCAGUCAGUGUUGGUGUCGGCACACACCUCAGCGGGGAAGACAGUGGUGGCAGAGUACGCCAUUGCUCUCUCGCUCAAGGACACACAGAGGGUCAUCUACACCACACCCAUCAAGGCCCUGAGCAAUCAGAAGUAUCGGGAGAUGCAGGAACUGUUCAAAGACGUUGGGCUAAUGACUGGCGACGUCACCAUCAACCCCAGUGCAUCGUGCAUCGUCAUGACGACAGAGAUUCUGAGAAGUAUGCUCUACCGAGGGUCUGAGGUUAUGCGAGAAGUGGGAUGGGUGAUAUUUGACGAGAUCCACUACAUGAGGGACCCAGAGCGAGGAGUGGUGUGGGAGGAAGCCAUCAUUCUCCUGCCAGACAAUGUGCAUUACGUCUUUCUCUCUGCCACCAUACCUAAUGCACGACAGUUUGCAGAGUGGAUCUGUCAUCUACACAACCAACCUUGUCAUGUGGUGUACACUGAGUUUCGACCCACCCCCCUCCAACACUACAUCUACCCUAAUGGAGCGGAUGGCCUCUACCUUGUCAAAGAUGAGAAGGAUAAUUUCCGAGAUGAUAAUUUCCAGUUGGCCAUGUCCAAAAUGCAAAGUGGAAGUGGGGGUGCGCGUGACCCGGGUGGGCGGGGAAGGAAGGGAGGUCAGAGGGGAUCCAACAUGUUCAGGGUGGUGAAGAUGAUCAUGGAGAAGCAGCUGCAGCCGGUGAUUGUGUUCAGCUUCAGUAGGCGAGACUGCGAAGCCUACGCUCUGCAAAUGUCCAAGCUCGACUUCAACACAGCGGAUGAGAAGAGCCUUGUGGCUGAAGUGUUCACGAAGGCCAUCGACUGUCUAUCAGACGAGGACAAGAAACUGCCUCAGGUAGAGCACGUCCUUCCUCUGCUGAAGAGAGGAAUCGGGAUCCAUCACUCUGGACUUCUCCCUCUGCUCAAAGAGACUACAGAGAUUCUGUUCCAGGAAGGACUUAUCAAAGUACUGUUUGCUACUGAGACGUUUGCCCUGGGGCUAAACAUGCCGGCUAGAACAGUGGUAUUCACCAGUGCACGAAAGUUUGAUGGCAAGGAGUUUAGAUGGAUCACAUCAGGGGAAUACAUCCAGAUGAGUGGGCGUGCUGGUAGGCGUGGUCUGGACGACCGUGGGAUCUGUAUGCUCAUGAUUGAUGAGCAGAUGGAUGCCAAUGUGGGCAAGGACAUACUCAAGGGCCAACCUAAUGCGCUGAACUCGGCAUUCCACCUGACAUACAACAUGGUGCUGAACCUGCUGAGAGUAGAGGAGAUCAAUCCGGAGUACAUGCUCGAGAGGUCUUUCUACCAGUUUCAGAACAACACAGCCAUGCCUGUCAAGCAGCAGAAGGUGAAAGCCCUAGAGACCAAGCGGGACGCCAUAGUGAUCAAAAACGAGGAGAAUGUUACCGCCUAUUAUCGUAUACGCCAGCAGCUGAAAAAACUUGGCAAGGAGUUACAAUUGUACAUUGUACAGCCUAUUUACUGUGUGCCAUUCCUGCAAUCCGGGCGUUUAGUGCGGGUGGAGAUAGAGGAGAUUGAUUUUGGAUGGGGCUGCAUCAUCAACUAUCAGAAGAAGACAAACUUGAAGAACACCUCAGAGACUAUCUACGUUGUGGAGGUGCUGCUGUGUAUCUCCACUGAGUCGGCCAGUAACAGAACAGUGCCACGCCCCCCUCUAUCCAAUGACAAGGGGGAAAUGCAGGUGAUUCCACUGACCCUCUCCCAAUUGUCCAAGCUGAGCUCAGUGAGGAUCUACCUGCCUAAGGACCUUCGAUCAGGGGACAGCAAGCAUGCAGUGAAGAAGUCCAUUCUUGAGGUACAGAAGAGGUUUCCUGAUGGUCUGCCACUGCUCGAUCCUGUCGAGGACAUGCACAUCACAAAGGAGGAGUUCAAGAAGAUAGUUCGUAAGAUAGAGACUCUGGAGGCUCGGAUGUAUGCUGGCUCUGCCCACAAAAUGGCCGACCUGGAUGAGAACUACAACCUAUGUGGGGAAAAAAUAGAGCUUGAUGCUGAGAUUAGUACUGCUAAGAGGGAGUUAAAAAAAGCACAGACCAUCAUGCAAAUGGAUGAACUCAAGAGCAGAAAAAGAGUGCUAAGACGGUUGGGCUAUGCUAAUGCAACUGACGUGAUAGAGGUAAAAGGAAGAGUGGCUUGUGAGAUCAGCAGUGGUGAUGAGCUACUGUUGACGGAGCUGAUAUUUAAUGGUGCCUUCAACGCUCUGUCAGUGGAACAAGCCGUAGCUCUUCUCUCCUGCUUCGUAUUCGAAGAAAAGGCUGAUGAGAUUCCUCGACUAACAGAGGAGUUGGCCACGCCCCUCAAAAUGAUGCAGGACUCUGCCCGAAGGAUAGCGAGGGUGGCGGUGGAGGCUAAACUUCCUUUGGAGGAGGACAAGUACGUGGAGAAAUUCAGACCUCAUCUCAUGGACGUAGUGCACGCUUGGGCAACGGGCUCCUCGUUCGCCCAGAUAUGCAAAAUGACGGAUGUGUUUGAGGGCAGUGUGAUUCGGUGCAUGCGCCGGCUAGAGGAACUGAUGAGGCAAAUGUGUCAGGCCUCCAAGGCCAUCGGAAACACUGAACUAGAAAACAAGUUUGCUGAAGGAAUUGUUAAGAUCAAGAGAGAUAUUGUGUUUGCUGCUAGCUUAUACCUUUGACCGUUUCAUUUACUGUCUGUCCAGCUGUACUUUUGUGAGUCAUUCAAUUGGUAUAUACUUGUUUACUGUCUA
Molecule: messenger RNA, 3180 nt
Organism: Halichondria panicea
Lineage: Eukaryota; Metazoa; Porifera; Demospongiae; Suberitida; Halichondriidae
Product: exosome RNA helicase MTR4-like
Exons: 25
Coding region: 28-3108 (1026 amino acids)
Biological process (GO): RNA catabolic process; maturation of 5.8S rRNA
Cellular component (GO): nucleus
Molecular function (GO): ATP binding; RNA helicase activity; RNA binding
Source: RefSeq, a predicted model, not a curated record